AUGAUGUUCCCAUACGAACCUGGUUCCCAAAGGAGAACCUCUUCAGUUUUCAAACUGCUACUACAACUAUGCAAGCCAUCUCGGCGUUCAGGGGCUACGCAGAGAGGAAGAGACGGAAGCGAGAGAAUGAUUCCGCAGCGGUUAUUCAGAGGAAUUUUCGGAAGCACCUCCGCAUGGUGGGGAGCCGAAGGGUUAAAGCACAAACAUUUGCCGAACGGCGUGAGAGGAGCUUCAGCAGGUCCUGGAGUGACCCGACUCCCAUCAAAGCUGAUUCCUUCCAUGACUCCCGAGAAAGCCAUGACCUUCAGGAUUCCUGCGGCACUUUGGAGGGUGACUUUGACUUGAACUGGGAAGCAGAAAAGGAACUUGAAGCCAUGGCAUGUGAUGGAGAAGACUUUAUUCCGCCAAAAAUAAUGCUCAUUUCUUCCAAGGUGCCCAAAGCAGAGUACGUCCCGACCAUCAUCCGCAGGGACGACCCCUCCAUCAUCCCCAUUCUCUACGACCAUGAACAUGCCACCUUUGAUGACAUCCUAGAGGAAAUAGAGAAGAAGCUGAACAUUUAUCGGAAAGGCUGCAGAAUCUGGAAGAUGCUGAUAUUUUGCCAGGGAGGUCCCGGUCACUUGUACUUGUUAAAGAACAAAGUUGCCACUUUUGCCAAAGUGGAGAAGGAGGAAGAUAUGAUCCUCUUCUGGAAGAGGUUGAGCCGGCUGAUGAGUAAAAUCAAUCCUGAACCAAAUAUCAUUCACAUCAUGGGCUGCUAUGUUCUUGGAAACCCCAAUGGGGAGAAGCUAUUUCAGAAUCUGAAAAACUUAAUGAAUCCUUAUAGGGUUGCCUUUGAGUCUCCACUUGAACUAUCAGCUCAAGGUAAGCAGAUGAUUGAGACUUACUUUGACUUCCGCCUUUACCGCCUCUGGAAGACCCGCCAGCACUCCAAGCUCUUGGAUUACGACGACAUUUUAUGAGCUGGAGAAGACUUUGCAAGAGGAAGUUGAUCACCGGUGUCCAAGAAGUCAUGCUUACUGCAGAGAGACUUUUUUAUUGGCACAGGGAGCCCUUCAAAGCCCGUGGGGAGGCCGCAGCUGGAGGGAAGGGGAGCCCUCGGCAGUGUGGGGAGGAGUCUCCCGGGCCAGGAGGGACUGGGGGGAAGGGCUGGACACCUGCCUCGCCCCGGGCCGCAGCCCCGGCGCCUCAGGAGGAGCUGUGUGGAAUGAGGACAGGGGGGAGUUCCUUGCAGAACUGAGCUGUUCUGGGUCAGAAUGGGCCAGAUUUGAUUCCAGGUCCUUUUAAAGACUUUUGAAGCUCAGGUUUUCUUACAAAAAAAAAAAAAAACAAAACAAAAACAAACUCAAAUGAGUUACCCGUGCACUACAGUGAAGUGUUGACCAGAGCACAGAGGGGUUCGUACUGAUGGGACCUUCAGUGCUGGGGGUCUUGGAGAGCAAGGACUGCUGCACCUACUCCUGCAAGCUUAGAUCAAGACGAUCCAGUUUCCAUGUGAAUAUAUACUGGAACAUAGAGUUGAAAUCUA
This is a messenger RNA of Merops nubicus (carmine bee-eater), 1528 nucleotides long. It is a transcript of the gene NSMF, whose product is annotated as NMDA receptor synaptonuclear signaling and neuronal migration factor. The annotation marks the transcript as partial. Gene Ontology annotation, biological process: positive regulation of neuron migration; regulation of neuronal synaptic plasticity. Gene Ontology annotation, cellular component: cytoplasm; nucleus. The record is from RefSeq and is a predicted model, not a curated record. The transcript is spliced from 13 exons. Lineage: Eukaryota; Metazoa; Chordata; Aves; Coraciiformes; Meropidae.